Messenger RNA from Paraglomus brasilianum, 171 nucleotides. The record is from the annotation of a GenBank genome assembly. NCBI's taxonomy places the organism in Eukaryota, Fungi, Glomeromycota, Glomeromycetes, Paraglomerales, Paraglomeraceae.
AUGUCCAUCGGGAGUGAAGCGCCACCGGAAAAUGUGAACCCUGCCCCUAAAGUUGAUGCUCCUCCGCCCGUUUCUUCGCCCGUUUCUCCGCCCGUUUCUCCACUGUCUGUUUAUCCACCCGUUUCUCCACCGCCAGUUUAUUCACCCAUUUCUUCACGUAUUGCUCCGCCU